Messenger RNA from Thermothelomyces thermophilus ATCC 42464, 939 nucleotides. Its product is annotated as glutathione S-transferase-like protein. NCBI's taxonomy places the organism in Eukaryota, Fungi, Ascomycota, Sordariomycetes, Sordariales, Chaetomiaceae. Gene Ontology annotation, biological process: translational elongation. The transcript is spliced from 2 exons. The record is from RefSeq and is a predicted model, not a curated record. Bases 128 to 799 code for a protein of 223 amino acids. Gene Ontology annotation, cellular component: cytoplasm; nucleus.
ACUAGUCAACACUCAACACCACCUGUUGUCAUUUUCUCUUCGGAGCACGCAAUUCACAAACUCUCGAACCAACACACAUCGUCUGGACUCAAAAAGUUCACAUAAUACAUACCUUACUCCGGCUCCCAUGGCUCCCUUCGGCAGGAUCUAUACCUACCCUAACAACUACCGCGUCCAGCGGGUUCAGGCCAUCGCGGCCCUGAACGGUCUCGAGGUCGAGGUCGUUCCCGACUUCCAGAUGGGCGUGACCAACAAGACGCCCGAGUUCCUCGCCAAGUUCCCGCUGGGCAAGGUGCCGGCGUUUGAGACGGCGGACGGCAGCCUCCAGCUGACCGAGGGCCAGGCGAUCGCGCGGUUCGUGGCCGAGAGCGGGCCCAAGGCGGACCAGCUUGUCGGCGCGGACCCCAAGACGCGCGCGCUCAUCGAGAUGUGGACGUGCUUUGCCGAGCAGGAGCUGGGCGCCAACCUGGUCCCGCCCCUGCUGAUGGUGGUGGCCAAGAUGUUCCCCUACGACGAGGCCCGGUACAACUUCCACGUCGCGGCCGUCGAGAGGGCGCUCAAGAGGAUCGAGCACGAGCUCAAGGACGGGAGGAAGUUCCUCGUCGGCGGCCAGCUCACCCUCGCCGACAUCAUGAUCGCGGGCGUGCUGCAGCUGGGCACCAAGUUCGUCGUGGACAAGGACAUGCGCAAGGAGGUGCCCGCCGUGGAGGCCUACCUGAAGGCCAUCAUGGAGAUCCCCGAGAUGAAGCAGGCGUUUGGGGACCUGCAGGCGUGCGAGACCCGGGUCAAGCCCGAGUAGAGGACGGUUCUUAUCUCUCUCCUCCUCCUCCUUCUUCUUCUUCUCUCUCCUUGCAGCAACGCCUGCUGUUAGUUGGAGGCUAGAGGCGCAGAAAGUAGAGUCAAUGGAAGGACCACAGAUCAUUAAUUAAUAAUGCUGAG